Ostrinia nubilalis (European corn borer) is the source of this 2706-nucleotide messenger RNA. RefSeq lists its product as uncharacterized. The transcript has 3 exons. The record is from RefSeq and is a predicted model, not a curated record. The coding region runs from base 466 to 2706 and encodes 746 amino acids. NCBI's taxonomy places the organism in Eukaryota, Metazoa, Arthropoda, Insecta, Lepidoptera, Crambidae.
UCAGGUUUUGGGCCAAAAAGUUUGGAGUCAAGCAUAGCAAGUUUGUUGCGCAACAAAAGAUCAAUUGAUAAUGCUAACAAUACGGAUGCAGUCAAAUUUUUUCACACUGUUGAUGAAAUAAAUGAAGAUACUUUGAAGCACGGAAAUGUAUCAGGGACUCUUCAAGCGCACAAAGUUGACGGCGUUAUUUCUCCAAAAAUAUCUCGUAGGACCGGUGUGUUGAGUGACAAUGUGUCUGAGAGUUCACUGCACAUAGAGUACAACGAACCCAACGACCCUCAUAUUGCAGAUAACAAAAUAGAUGCAGUCCAGCAUGAAGACCAGUUCGACUCCUUAAGUCAUAACAAGAUUCUCACAAUAAUCGGCAACCACACCCAAAAACAAAAGGAUAAAGAUCUAUCCAAACUAGUCGUCAAUGAGCUAAAAUUCGGCCAAGAAAUAAUAGGAGAUGAACACGCUAAAAUCAUGUCCAACAUUACCUUCACACCAGAAAACGAUACGCUUACAGCAAUGGCUUUCAUUGCUGGUAAUCUUUUAAACAAACUUUGGAAUAUGGAGAGAGAUUCUGGGGAAGAUUCAGUGGAGACCGAAGUAUUAAAACACGAAAAAAUAUCUGAUUUACUAAAUUUGUUUAAAGAACCAUUGAAUUUGAGACAAGAGAACUUCUUAAAAAGUGCUUUAGAACAAUUAUCAGAGGCUAUUGAUAAGGACAAGACUCUCAAAAAUGUGACGCUCUGUGAGAAAAUGGAAAAAUCAAAGGGAAUUUUAAGGGCAAUAAAUGGUUCAAACGAAGAGGGAACAACUGAAAAGCCUCAUGAUAGUGAUAAUGUUGACAAUAAAGAACCUAGUUUAGAAAACAACUCUGAGGUUGCUACAGAAGCAAUUACUAAGAUAAAUAAUGUAUUAAGUCUGAUUAAUAAGUUUCAAAAAGUUCAACAAAAUUUGAAUAAUUUGAAACAGAAAUCAAAAAGUAAUAGUGGAAAUGUCAAAAGAAAAGCUAAUAAGACCAAAAUACCUACGGAGCUAAGUUUAUCAAAAGAUGAAGCUUCAUCACUAAAUAUUUUUGGUACAAUUUUAGAAAAAAUCACAAAACUAUUGAUGCCACCUAAAAAGAGUAAAAAAAUGGCAAAAAACAUACGGAACCAAAAUGUUUUCAAAAACAACAACGAAAUAGCAGCCACAUUAAAACAUCUGUAUAAUAUUGAUGUAGAUGGUUCAGAUUUGACAUCUAAAGACAAACUUAUAUUUGAUUAUUUAUCUACGGUAAAGAGAAACCCCAACUGUAUUCUAGAACAUUUAAAGGAAGGCAAACAGAGUCCUAUAACCAAAACAGAAGGGGAUAUUUUAUUAAAUCUCUCCGAAUUUUUCAAAAUUAAGUCUUUUGUUGAUUUGCUGAAACUUCUUGAACCGGAAAAUAAAUCAAAUGUACGGAGUUCCAACUUAACAACGACAAGUAAACCAGAAACCACCAUCACCUCCGAAAGAACUACGACUAAAAUUACUACUACAACUGAAAUCUCGACGAAGCUAGCGAAUACUAAACAGAAACUCAAAGCUCAUCUCAAAAAUAUUAUUGAUGAUUUGAUUGAAAUUCAAAAUGCUAAAGGCCAUCCUACAAAUAACAUAAGCAUUGUAGAUGCGUUACCUUGUAUUUAUAAUAUGCUCAAUGCUGAUCAAAAUGUACAGAAAAAGUCAUCGAAAAGCAAAGCAAGUACAGUAUCACCAGUUGAUAAAGUAACAGCGAUAUUUCAUGCUUUGAAACAAGACCUAAUGUCAACCCAAACUCGCAGAAGCAACGUCAUAACCGGUGAAAGGCCGAAAUCAGCUGUCGUUUGGGAAAGAAUUAUCAAAAACUUUGAUAACAAAAAUAAACAGAGCGCUAGACGCCACUUAGAAAUUCAAGAGCCCAAAACCUUUGAAGAACUUAAAAAUCUAGUAGACAAAAUUGAAUCAACUUCAAAAACCUACAAAAAUGAUGCUUUAAUGAACGGAGUGCCGCCAUCAGAGCGAUUAGUUUUGCUCAAAACUCUAUCAGAAGAUGUCAAACAAUACAUAAGUGUCCUAGAGGAUAUUGAUAACUCUUUGUUCAACUUGGAAAAUAUACCUGUAGAUAAGAAAACUGAAUUGAAAGAUUUUAUAGACAAUUCAGCAACAAAUCUAAAUCUGAACGAAAGAAUUGCUAAAAAUAUUAAUGAAUUAAAAGUGAAAAGCAACACACAACAGGAAAGUUCGGCUAAAAUAGUAAAUAAUCUUAAAGAAAAAUAUGUUCAGAAACACUCUAUGAAACUUUUAGAUAUAAAACCAUCGUAUGAAAGGAAAAAUGUUAAAUUGUCUAGAGAUUCUAUCAUUAACCAGUUGAUCAAGAACCGAAUGGAAUUGUUCAUCAAAAUUAAAGAAUCCAAAAACGUAGAUCUUGAGAGUGAUAUGAAUUAUUCUAUUGCUAAAAAGAUUUUGGCGUAUCUAGAGAGCGGUAAUUAUACUAUAGCAAGAGAACUGUAUAAAAUCAUUGUGUCCCAGAAACAGAAAACUAACGAUCAGCCGCCAGCUGAUAAGAAAACAGUGCUAACGUCUGGCAGAAGGUCAUCAAUUCUCACCAAAGAGCCCGUGGUGCAGUUCGAAGGGCCAAGGGGCCAGAGUCAACUGCAGUGGCUCAACCAGGACAUCUGGUUGAAGCAGCUGACUAACUUGAAGAACAUGAGAUUAUAG